Messenger RNA from Brassicogethes aeneus, 4218 nucleotides. Lineage: Eukaryota; Metazoa; Arthropoda; Insecta; Coleoptera; Nitidulidae. The record is from the annotation of a GenBank genome assembly.
GUUUUAAUGUCGGUGGUGUAAGAGUAAUUAGUGAUUUUACCAUCAAAUUUCAACAUUUAAUGCAGUUUAUUGUGUUAAUAAGACUGAAAGGCCCACCGAGAUAAACGACUGCGCAUAGCCCAGGACGCAACCAAAAUAGCCAGCAAUUGUUUUUACGCCGGCACAACGAUUCAAACUGCAGACGAGAGCGCACCAAAACAAAACAAUUACAGUACAGUUUCGCAAAAAUAUUGUACUCUCUAAAUAAAGUUUUUUGCCAUGAAGAAGCACUUGGAGUGAAGUUUUAGUUUGUUUUAAGUGUGUAUAAAAACUAUUAGUUAUAUUUCUGGUACAUGAAAAAGUACUGAAAUAUGCACGGGAUGAUGAAAAUGUUUAGCUCCGUUAAGGAGUUUUAUAACGAAAUAAACGGAGCAACUUUGACAGGUGCUAUAGAUGUCAUAGUUGUGGAACAACAGGAUGGGAGUUACAACUGCUCUCCUUUUCAUGUUCGGUUCGGGAAGUUGGGAGUUUUGAGAAGUAGGGAAAAAGUGGUUGAUAUUGAAAUAAAUGGCGAACCUCAAGACAUCCACAUGAAGUUGGGUGACAGCGGGGAAGCGUUUUUCGUUGAAGAAUUGGACGAUGAAAACGAUAUUCCCGAUCAUUUAGCCACGUCACCGAUACCACUGGAGUUUGAAAGUAUGAUAAAGUCUCAAGGCAGACGUAGAAGUUUCGAUUUAAUAAACGAAAUGCCCAAGUUCGAGAAUGAAGUCAGCGAUUACGCAAAGAGAAGAAAUACUGCGGAUAACGAGAAUCCUAAUACGAGGGGGAGGAGUUUUUUGCAGAGGCAAAUUGGGUUAGGGAAUAUUGAAACUCUGGAGAACUCGGCGGAGGAUAUGACGCUUUCAAUACAUUCGGUUAAAGUUAGUUCUGAGGAUAUAAGCAAGAGUCAGGAUAUAUCGGAAACUAUAUUUAAAAUGGAUAGUUUGGAUAUGGAGCCCAGUAAAGUAGAGGAAGUUCCGAAGAAAGAAGAGACAGUGACUGACUCCAAAAAUAAUAAAAAAAAGAGAAAAAAAAUGCGAAGAAAAAAUGCCGCAAGAAAAUCAAAUAGUGUGCACCAAUUGACAACACCAAAUGUUGAAGUUGCUGAAAAAAUCAGCGAUUCAAACACCGAUAGAAGUUCAUUGGAUAGCAACUCUUCUGAACCUGAAUUACAGAAACUAGAAAAACUAGGCAAAGUUGAAGAAGCAAAUCUAAACUUAACUGAACCAUCAAACAUCAAAAUGAUAGAUGCCGACUUCCACUUUUUCAGCGAUACUGAAAUAACCACAAAUAACGGAAACGAUUCAAGAAGUGGAACACCUGUACAUAUCGAAAGUGUUCAAAGUGAUUCCGAGUUCGAAGUGAAAGUUAGAAAAGAAGACAUAACGGAGAACCCAAAAAGCUGGGAGUGGGGCGGUUUUCCAAGCGUCUCGCAAACGAAAUCGCCCACAAGCGAAACUCCCUCAAAGGAAGAACAAAAAUCCAUGCUGUCGGGAAUGUUCUCCUUCAUGAAACAAAAGCACAGCGUCCAGAGCCAACUGAUAGAGGGCGGCAUGUAUUUGUCAGACAUCAAUCCCGAGGUUGCCGAGCUUUACUUCAAUAAGAGCAAAGAGGAGAAGCAAACUGAUGCCGAAAUGGAUUGUGAAUCAGGGAAUGGACCGUCGCUUGCUCAGAGUCCCAACAGCGCGGAAGGAUGCAAGUCCAUCGAUUCCGAUUUUGACGAGCACAACAAAUCUAUUUUUAGGACGCAAGUUUUCUCUAACGAUAUUUCGCUGUCGCUGUGCGGAUGGGAGCCGGAGCCCUCCAAAGAGAGAUUUUUGGAGAACGUCGUGAAAUUCAGUGAUCUCUGCAAUAAUCCGAUAUUAUUCGAAAGCAAUAGUUUGGUUGUGCGUAUCAAGGAAAAGUAUUUCACGUGGAAAGUCGCGGCCCCUAUUAUUGCCAGCAUAAUGAUCUACGGUAGACCGCUUCUACAAACUUCCGUAGAUCAACUGGUAUCGGUACACAUGCCCUCAAUUCAAGACAAAGAAGGUCAACCAAAACAGGAAGCAAGAUCUUGGUGGUCGUGGAGAAGAUCCAGAACAUCCAGGGAAGCAACUCCAGCUUUAGAAAUACCUGAUAGUAAGACUGUCGAUACCAAAGAAAAAUCGGUUGAGGAGAUUGUUUUAGCCGUACAGGAGGAGCAACCCAUCACUCCAAAAAAUAUACACAUCCCUAUUGAAGAUAUGGAGCAAAAUAUCUCCGGAACCAGCCCGUCUACCGAUAAAUGCAGAAAGACUUUAAGAUUGAGCUCCAAACAAAUUGCCUCCUUAAACUUACGUGAUGGUAUGAACGAAGUAGAAUUCAGCGUAACCACAGCCUAUCAAGGCACAACUAGAUGCCAAUGUCACUUAUACAAAUGGAAAUGGGAUGACAAAAUCGUAAUUUCCGAUAUUGACGGUACAAUCACAAAAUCCGACGUGCUGGGCCAUAUUUUGCCAAUCGUUGGUAAAGAUUGGGCGCAGUCUGGAGUAGCCCAAUUAUUUAACAAAAUCAAAGACAAUGGUUACAAAUUAUUGUAUCUCAGUGCCAGAGCUAUCGGUCAAGCCCGUAUUACAAGAGAAUAUUUAAAGUCUAUUAAGCAAGGGGAGUUGGGAAUGCCCGAUGGCCCCAUUUUGCUUAACCCCACCUCGUUGAUAACCGCUUUUCAUAGAGAGGUUAUUGAGAAGAAACCAGAGCAGUUUAAAAUAUCCUGCAUGAGCGAUAUUAAAGCUCUUUUUCCACAAGAUUCCAAUCCCUUUUAUGCGGGAUACGGCAACAGAAUUAAUGAUGUUUGGGCAUAUACAGCUGUAGGUAUACCAAUUGUAAGAAUUUUCACAAUAAACCCGAAAGGAGAGCUAAAACACGAAUUAACUCAGACUUUCCAGUCAAGUUAUACGGGCCAAUCUCUGGUUGUCAAUGACGUUUUCCCUCCGAUUCCUCAUAAACUUUACGAAUCUGAAUCCGAAUCGGAAUUCAGCGAUGAAAUCGAUUCGGAUUUUUCGGAAAACGAAUUCUCAUCGCACUGAGAUAAUCUAUAGCUAAUUUAAACACAAAUAAAGACAAACUGUGAUAUUUAGUAUUAUUAAGUAUUUUUAAUUCAUUGUUAUAUUGUGCAGUUUUUCUGUUUGUGCCGAUAAUUAGUGAUUUUAUUUUAAUUAAAUAAACAUAUGUGUUUUGUCAUUAAACCAUACACUCACUAUUUAUAUUGUUAUUCAUACAUUUUUUAUCACAACAUGCUUUUGACAUCAUGAGGGCUAAUCCAUAAUCGCAUAACAAAAAAAUAGAUAAAAUACAUAUGUACAAAUGAGUUCAAAGUAUUUAAAUGUUGUUGUCAAUAUUUUGAUUGGGGUAUCUAAUUCAUCGAACCUGCAUCACGAGUAACUGCAGCAUGUUUAAUGAAAUGUUAUUCUAACAUGACCUCUCUGGUCGAUCAGCUGUUUCCAGCGGUGCUGCAAGCUGCGAAUGAUUAUUCACAAUUUAUUUAUUGGAGAGAGCCAAUCAACGCAAUCGAGGAAUUGCCGGAAAUUGCAUAAAAAUUCCUCUCUAUGUAUAAUAUUCUUACUUUCUUACACCACCUACGCAUUUACUCUUACAGUAUUUAAAAACAAUACACUAUUUGAUGCUUUUCAUGUAUUUAAAUAUUUCAAAAGGCCCCUGAUGUUGAAAAAUACGCUUAUAGGCAAAAUAUAUUUUUUGCACCUAAACGGUGCAUAUAGGUAAAGCUGCUUAUGGUGAAAUUUUAUAAUCAUUGUAUAUUAAAUGUUAGUAAAAUUUAAGUAAUAUUUUGCUUAGGUAAAUUAAAAGUCAACAUGGGCUAUUUUAGUUUAUAGCCCAUUUCAUACAAAUACCUAUUUAUUCUUAUAAUUGUUGCUUAUUUCCAUUCCAUGACAUAAAAAUUGAUUUUUAUUUAUUGGAAUUCGUAAUUAACGUAGAAUUUUUAUUAUUUUUGUAACAAGGCUGUUGGUAAUGUGAUAUACAAACCUACCAAUGAAAAUUUAUUCCAAACCAUUUUUUUAGUUUUUAGUUCUGUGUUGUUUUAGUUUUUUGUAGGAAUUUUCAUGUUAAAAUUCUUUAAAAUUUUUGCUCUACAAUUUGUGAUACUCAAUGGGAUUAUUUUUUUAAGUGAAUUGUUUUAUCCUUUUUAUUUAUUAUUAUUAUUAUUCUUGCAAUAAACCAUGUAUG